This is a messenger RNA of Zophobas morio, 835 nucleotides long. RefSeq names its product glutathione S-transferase 1-like. The transcript has 3 exons. The coding region runs from base 101 to 757 and encodes 218 amino acids. The record is from RefSeq and is a predicted model, not a curated record. NCBI's taxonomy places the organism in Eukaryota, Metazoa, Arthropoda, Insecta, Coleoptera, Tenebrionidae. Gene Ontology annotation, molecular function: glutathione transferase activity. Gene Ontology annotation, biological process: glutathione metabolic process.
ACCAGUAAUACACCAAUCUUGUAUUCAUUUGCCAGUUGAACUUGGAAUUUGAUCUUAUAAAUGACACAACGAAAACAACUAAUAAUCUUGGUACUUCAUCAUGGCGCCUACUCUAUACAUGGUGUACCCGAGCCCUCCAGUUCGCGCCGUGUUAAUGACAGCUAAAGCCAUCGGCUUGGACUUGAAUUUAAAAGAAGUGGGACUUCUGUCAAACGAUCACCUCAAAUCCGACUACCUGAAGCUCAACCCCCAACACACGGUACCAACCCUCGUUGACGACAACGGCUUCACAAUAUGGGACAGCCACGCCACAAUGACCUACCUAGUAACAAAAUACGCCAAAGACGACUCUUUAUACCCCAAAGAUCCAGAAAAACGCGCCCUGGUGGACCAACGCCUCCAUUUCGAGUCUGGAAUUGUCUUUGCUAGGUUACUACGAAUCACGAAACCGCUUCUGGUCCAAAGAAAGGGUACUAUUGACAAGAGAGAUCUAGAUGACAUGAUUGAAGCCUAUACGUUUUUGGAGAGGUUUCUACAAGGGAAGAAAUGGGCAACUGGUGACUUUGUCACCCUCGCUGAUUAUAGUUUAGGGGCUUCUAUUAGCAGUAUUGGGGUUUUAGUACCCAUUGACCCGAAUAAGUUUCCAAACGUGACGGCGUGGUUGAAACGGUUGGAGAAUCUUCCAGAAUACGAGGCCAACAGAGAUGGGUUGGCACUAUUUUCGCUUAUAUUUAAAAAGAGGCUGUCAAAAUUGUAGUACCAAGACUGAAUUUUUAAAAUUAUAAAUAACGAUACAAUGAAAGUAGCAUCAAUUUGAAUAAAUAAGUAAUGUAAA